Oxyura jamaicensis (ruddy duck) is the source of this 4967-nucleotide messenger RNA. RefSeq names its product neuronal growth regulator 1 (gene NEGR1). The record is from RefSeq and is a predicted model, not a curated record. The transcript is spliced from 8 exons. The coding region runs from base 88 to 1188 and encodes 366 amino acids. NCBI's taxonomy places the organism in Eukaryota, Metazoa, Chordata, Aves, Anseriformes, Anatidae.
CGCGGGCAGCAGCCAGGGGCCGCCGCCGCCGGGGGCAGCGCUCGGCCGCCGCCGGGCCCAGGGGCAGCAGCGCGGAGCGGCGCGGAGAUGGUGCCGCUGGUGCGGGGCGCCGGGGGCUCCCACCAGUGGCUGGCGGCCGUGCUGCUCGGCCUCUGCUGCCUCCUGCCCCCCGGGCGCAUCGCCGCGCCGGGCGGCGACUUCCCCGGGGCGGCCGCCGACAGCCUGGUGGUGCGGAAGGGGGACACGGCCGUGCUGAGGUGUUACUUGGAAGAUGGAGCUUCAAAAGGUGCCUGGCUGAAUCGGUCAAGUAUUAUUUUUGCUGGAAGUGAUAAGUGGUCAGUAGAUCCUCGAGUGUCAAUCGCCACAGCAAAUAGAAGAGAAUACAGCCUGCAGAUACAGGACGUAGACGUGACAGAUGAUGGUCCCUACACCUGUUCUGUGCAAACUCAGCAUACUCCUAGAACGAUGCAGGUGCACUUAACUGUACAAGUUUCCCCGAAGAUAUUUCGCAUUUCAAGUGACAUCGUUGUGAACGAAGGCAGCAACGUUACCCUCGUGUGUCUGGCCACGGGGAAACCAGAGCCUUCCAUUUCGUGGAGACACAUCUCACCAUCUGCAAAACCGUUUGAGAGCGGACAGUACCUGGACAUCUACGGAAUUACGAGAGACCAGGCUGGGGAAUACGAAUGCAGUGCAGAAAACGACGUCUCAGUCCCGGACGUGAAAAAAGUAAAAGUCACAGUAAACUUUGCCCCCACAAUUCAGGAACUUAAGUCCAGCGGCGUGAUGCUCGGAGGGAACGGACUGAUACGGUGUGAAGGUGCAGGCGUUCCUGCCCCGGUCUUUGAGUGGUACAGAGGAGAGAGGAAACUGAUCAAUGGUCAACAAGGAAUAACUAUUAAAAAUUAUAGUACGAGAUCGCUUCUUACUGUUACCAAUGUGACAGAAGAGCAUUUUGGCAACUAUACCUGUGUUGCUGCCAACAAGCUUGGGACGACAAAUGCCAGCCUGCCUCUCAACCAAAUUAUUGAGCCUACUACCUCUAGUCCUGUCUCAAGCCCAGCUCCCAGUACAGCCCAGUAUGGGAUCACCGGUGAUGCCGAAGUCCUGUUCUCCUGCUGGUACCUUGUGUUGACACUGUCCUCUCUCACCAGCAUAUUCUACCUGAAGAACAUCAUUCUGCACUAAAUGUAAAGAACCCUAAAAGGCUUUUAAGGAUUCUCUGAAAGUGCUGAUGACUGGAUCCAAUCUGGUAGAGUUUGUUAAAAGCAGCGUGGGAUAUAAUCAGCAGUGCUUACGUGGGGAUGAUCGCCUUCUGUAGAAUUGCUCAUUAUGUAAAUACUUUAAUUCUACUCCUUUUUUGAUUAGCUGCAUUACCUUGUGAAGCAGUACACAUUGUCCUUUUUUAAGACGUGAAAGCUCUGAAAUUACUUUUAGAGGAUAUUAAUUGUGAUUUCAUGUUUGUAAUCUACAAGUUUUCAAAAGCAUUCAGUCAUGGUCUGCUGAGUUGCAGACCGUAGUUUACAAAAAAAAAAAAAAAAAGAAAAAAAAGAAAAAGAAUAUUGCAGUAAAAAUGUGCUUCUUUAAGGCUGCAAUACAACAUUCAGUACCCUUCUUAAAAACAUUCUAUCCACAUUUACACAGAAACUUUUUUUUCCUUUUGAUAAAAAAAUCAAUAUUGCCUUCAAAAUAUCUCUUCAAAAUAUUACAUAUAUCUAGAUUUUCUUCCAGCAUGAUAUUCAGGUUUCAAGAAUGAGCCUUGUAUUAUAACUGCAUUGUGCAGUACUGCUUUUUUUCUUCCUUUUUUCCUGCAAAUUCAGCAUGGGUGUGCCUUCAUAAAACACUACUUUCCUCUUCCACUCCAACAAAUUUGGAAUGUGUUUUGGGAAAUGCUAAAGCAUCCUUUUGAGCAUAACAAAUCUCUAACUGAGGAUGAAGGUGCUAUUGGCUAGAAGGAAAACCUCCUCUCCCAUCUCCAGUGGGUAAUGGAACUGCUUCAGACGUAUAUUUUUAGGCAAUCAGUGAAGGAUAGCACCAAUUCCUUUUAUUUUUUUCCCAUCUACUAAGCAGUAGAUGAUCUCUGUAAAAAACUAGUUUUCCCAUUACAAAAGAGAACACAAAUUAUGUUGAGACAUCUUUUGAACGUAGGAAGGUUUCUCUUAGUCAUUCUAAAUCAGAAUUCUUAAAUGGCUGUAAAUGUGAGAAACUGAAUCGUCCCUUUUAUAUUACUGAAAAAAAAAAAAAAAUGUGAAUUGGUAUUUUUCUUGCACUUAAUUUUGUACUGGUUUGGCUAAUUUAGCAAUGAUAAAGGAUGCUUUUAAAUAUUAGAUAUCUGAAAAUACAUAAAGUAUCAAGCAGAAUUUUAUAUAUAUAUAAUAUAUAUAUAAAAUACAUAUAUAUAUUAAAACAAGGUUGCUCUAAUAAUUGUACUGAAUUGCAUGCUGCCGUCAAUGAUGCAUCUUUACAGACAGGACUCCAUUACUGACAUACUAAUACUGUACAAAUAGCUUACCACAGCAGUUUAGUUCUCAUACACGAUUUCCUAGGACUGCAGUCUAUCAAGAUAAGACUCUCAUUAACCUCAAUGAAGGAUCAAGUUUCAAAAUAGCAUAGAACAUUACUAUUUUUUCUUAGCAGCCCCAUACUGCAUCAUUGCAAAAUGUUGCUCACAGUUUACAGCUGAAUUUAAAAAUGCCAUCCAUGUAAAUCGCUGGGACAUGACUGUGGCCAGCAGCCUUUGAAUACAAGAUCUCCUAUUGACAACAAUAAUAAAACCAUUAUCUACGUUAUAAUUUCCCUGUUUUGUAUGUGAACUCUAAUAGGUGACACAAUUAUUAUAAAUAUGACAUCCUUUCUCCUAACAAUAAGGCUUUGUAGCUAGCAAUACCAGAUGAGUACUGUGCAUAUGCAGCAGUUCCAAAUCGAGUUUACAAAUAUCCCAGUUUCUGAAAAGGCAAAUUGUGAGUUUGCUUAGACUCAAUAUGUAUACCGUCCCAUGCUAAAAGGUAGUCCCAAUAUGUGGUGAACCUGUUGUUGUUACUGAUCAGCUCAGAUGCAGGGUAUAAAGUGAAAUAUGCUGACUCCAAAACAUGGCAAUAAAUUGUCCUGGGUCACUCUGCUUUUGUUCAGUGACAGGUUGUACUAUUUCUAUUGUAUCCCUUCCAGCUGUGUGCUGAGCUGUUACUAUUUCAAGAAAUGUGGCAUUUUUUAAAAAACCUUGAAUAACAUGACAAAAUUAAUUCUUUAAGGAAAUUAUAUAAGAGCAAUUCAAAUUAUACCAUUCACAGUCCUGGUAUGCUGAUUUCCCUUGUAUUGCAGCUUUAAAGUGCUAUGUUUUAGAAUCCCUUCAUAUGAAACAGAGGUGCUGCAGAUAUCAUGUCAGUACAGUUUUAUGAAGAAAGAAAAAGGGGUACCAGUAGCCCAACUCGUAUGCCGUGUCUCAUGUAAAACUGAGAGAUGUUUGUAUUCUGGGGCUGGAUCAAUUUAUAUAUUUCAGUUAUAUAUUUCAUUUCAGUGAUCCCUAAUAUCUGAAACCUGACAAUUCCAGCAACAGAAUAGGAUGAGCAGCAGCUUUAUUAAAUGUGAAGGAAAUGAGGAAUGAGGUAUUGCCUGUGAGCAGACACAGAGCCACUGGGUAACAUGGACAAGGCAUUCGGUCCCACCUCUGAAUUUUCACUUAAAUUUGUGGGGACAUGAUUGCUGUCAAGUCCCAAAAGAAAAAUAUAUACAUACAAAUAUUCCUCGGUGCCAAUAGCAUUUAGCAUUUUCUUGGAUGAGAUAGGCUCUUAAACACCAGUCGGAUCUGUGUGUUCAGCAGCGGACACGUGCGCAGCCACCCGCUCAGCGCCGCGUGCCUCGGUGCCCGCGGGGCCGGGCUCUGCAGGCUGCUCGGCAGGAGCCGACCGCAUCCUGCGGCCCCGCACCGGGGCAGAGGCGCUUACCUUUAUGCACCGGUUAAUUCAAAGGGCGGGGUGCAUGAAGAUAAGCAGCCUUGGUGUUUUGCGGGAUCGGAGCUAUAGGCAGUAUUGACUGAAUAAAGAAACUUGGCUCCUCGGGUAACCUGUUCCUUGCGGUAAACCGGUACUUGUGCAGUUUGGGACUUACUGGGACAUUCCUCCAACGCAGCCUGUGCAGACUGCUGCCAAUUGAACUCAACAGCAUUUGACAAAAUCCAUUCACCCUUUAGUUUGUGGGGUGCGUUUGCUUUAGGCGACUGUUUGACGGUAUGUUCGAUGCUUCUUCCAAUGGUUAACCCAUACUGUUCAUAUCUGUUGGUCAAAUAUUAUUAUAUUUAUUCCCACCUUUAAAACGUGAAAAAUAAAUGGCUUAGCUCCAAGCAGUAUAACUGAAUAUUUAUAUUAAGAUCGUUGUCCACAUUGGAAACCCCGAAGUCUGUAACACCGUAAGUUCCUACUCGUGCAAUAACUCAGGUCUGCUAAUUACCAUUGCAUCGGUGACGUACACAGAAGCAGUGAUGCUCUAAUUAUGCCGUUGCUGAUCAAGAUUAUACUAAUACUGAAUUAAAGGAUGUCUCACAACUUCUUGAACAAAUGCAGUUUCUCAAGGGUUUAUAACUUGGCAGGAAAUAUACUCCUCAUAGAUAAACAGCUUUUUUUAAACUUUUCAAUAUAUAUAUUUUUUUUAGAAACUGUGCUGUUUUUAAGAUACAGGAGUGUUAAAAACCAUCACCAGGAAAAGCUGCUUUUUUGCACAUUUUCAGAGUUAGCAUUCUAGACCAACGAUGGUAAAUGUUACGCCUACCAAAAUCUCUGCUUAUUCCAUAUAACUGUGUUAUAAAGAAUGUGUAUACCAAAAUAUGUAUUUACAUGGAUAAACAAUAUGCCUUAAAGACUAGAUAUGCAUUUACUUCUGAGAUUGGAUCAGCUUUGUGCCCAGUCUGGAGGUAAAUAACCCAUACUUCGUAGCCUGCCAUGGGAGGUUCUGUUUCUUUCAAAAAAAAAAAAAAA